AUGGGUUCAGCCUCUUUCCCAUCUAUUUUGUUCAGUGGUAAAGCUUUGACUAAGAGGAGUUUCUCCUUAAGGCACACGGGAUUAUCGCUAGUGGCAUUUGGUGCAAAAGAAUUGGGUCCAAAGAAUGAAGAGGAAGACCACAGGGCCUUGGAAACAGUUCUCAACCUUCAUAAGGCAAUUAAGAAUCAAAACCUUAAUGAACUGUCUGAAACAAUUGGCGAAGAAUGUUGUUGCAUAUGCAACUUUGUCUCAGCAUUCAAACCCUUCCAUGGGAAGAAGCAAGUAUUGGAUUUCUUCUCUUCUCUGAUACAGAACUUGGGAAAUAACAUUGAAUUUGUGGUGCAGCCCACACUUCAUCACGGAAUGACUGUUGGUGUUUCUUGGAAACUAGAAUGGAAAAAGACUCAUGCACCUCUUGGAAAGGGUUUCAGCUUCUACAUGUGUCAUAUCUACCAAGGGAAGGCAGUGAUAAGGAAUGUAGAGAUGCUUAUGGAACCAAUCCUUCAUAUUGAACCUAUUAGACUAGUAAGCAAUGUGGAAGAUUUUAUAUGGCUUUGA
Messenger RNA from Ilex paraguariensis (yerba mate), 558 nucleotides. Lineage: Eukaryota; Viridiplantae; Streptophyta; Magnoliopsida; Aquifoliales; Aquifoliaceae. The record is from the annotation of a GenBank genome assembly.